GCAGACCAAUCUUCACGCGUUGUAAACAGGGGAAAGGCGUUGUGUAAUAGAGGGGUCGGUGAUGGCCGCGGCGGCGGGGCGCUGUGUGCAGCAGCUGCGGGGUGUAGUAGUACUCCGGCCGGCGUGUGCGUGGUCCCUACAGCCGCUGUGUGGAGCUGGACGGAGGUAUGCCACAAAGUCUGAUGGAGAUGGACCAGUUCCCAAGAUAUACACCAAAACUGGAGAUAAAGGGUUUUCCAGCACUUUCACAGGAGAGAGGAGGCCCAAGGAGGACCAUAUUUUUGAAGCCUUGGGAACAACAGAUGAGCUCUCUUCAGCUGUAGGGUGGGUGAUCAGUUCUAGACCAGAGCGUUGGUCGGUUCUGGAUAAUUUUUUGCUUACUGUUUUUCCUGUUCUUGUUUUUAGGCUGGCCAGAGAGUUCUGCCUGGAGAAAGGACAUUCCUUCACAGAUCAGCUGGAUAAGAUCCAGUGUGUUCUGCAGGACGUGGGCUCGAACAUCGCCACUCCACGAUCUUCAGCCAGAGACAGCCACAUUAAAAGGACUAAGUUCAGCAGUCAGCCGGUGUUGGAGCUGGAGAGCUGGAUAGACUCCUACACAGCAGAGCUUCCCCCGCUUACUAACUUCAUACUGCCGUCUGGAGGUAAAAGCAGUGCUGCCCUGCAUGUUGCCAGAGCUGUAUGUCGACGAGCAGAACGCUGUGUGGCUCCUAUAAUCCGCUCAGGUGAGGCUGACCCUGACGUCGGCAAGUAUCUCAACAGGUUGAGCGACUACCUGUUUACACUGGCCAGAUACGCAGCACUAAAGGAGGGAAACAAAGAAAGCAUCUACAGAAGACCAGAAUAAAGUCCUGAUUAUUAUAAUUAAAAACUAAAACUGCACAGUCAUCACAGACUCAUAACAGCAUAAACGCACAGAUUUUAUUUCCAGUGUAUUAUCUGAAAUGAAAAAUAAAUAUUAAUUUUA
Molecule: messenger RNA, 964 nt
Organism: Astyanax mexicanus (Mexican tetra)
Lineage: Eukaryota; Metazoa; Chordata; Actinopteri; Characiformes; Acestrorhamphidae
Gene: mmab
Product: metabolism of cobalamin associated B
Exons: 8
Coding region: 62-844 (260 amino acids)
Molecular function (GO): corrinoid adenosyltransferase activity
Source: RefSeq, a predicted model, not a curated record